Molecule: messenger RNA, 1615 nt
Organism: Drosophila obscura
Lineage: Eukaryota; Metazoa; Arthropoda; Insecta; Diptera; Drosophilidae
Exons: 4
Coding region: 77-1246 (389 amino acids)
Biological process (GO): embryonic development via the syncytial blastoderm; cell surface receptor signaling pathway via JAK-STAT
Source: RefSeq, a predicted model, not a curated record
CCGCCAACAACAACAAAAGUGACAAGAUUCAGCCAGGGACACUCCUGCCGAAUCUCCUUCACAUAUUUAUGUGUAAAUGACUACAGCUGCCUGCCCGCUCGACCUCAGCAGCAGCAGCAGCGACAGCCGAAAGUGCAAAACGGCCAACACGCGGGAAAGAGUUGGAACGCUCGGGGACAGCAGAAGUCGUCUCCAAAGAAUCGGCUCGCUGCUGACGCUCGCCGUGCUCAUGUGCCAGCUGCAGCAGUUCGCCCACCCCGGCGGAGGUGGCAUCGCAGCCGCCCCAACACCUUCGCCAGCAGCAUUACCCCCUCCCAAAGCCACAUACCUUGCCACGCCGCCAGACCUGCCAAAGCGCCUCCAGAAGCGCCACAAUCCGGGCAAUUUUCGACAGCGCUUCCAGCGGGAGCUGAACGGCAGCAUCACCCGCUUGGACUGGGAGAACACGUGCGGGGGCAACUGGACGGGACCUGAGGACUGGGUGCGUGCGGCCAAACGCUGCAAAAAGCGCCAUUUGGUUAUUCACGCGCUGCAGAACAACACCAGGAGCGAGCUGCGCAGCCUGCGGGCGGAGAACAAGGAUACGGCCAUCGCCAAGGCCAUCGACAUCUCGCAGCAGCGGAAGUGGGCGCUGCACAGUGGCACCUACAAGUUUCUGCCGCGGCUCAAUGCCAGUAGUCAGCAGCUCAAUCUACGCCACGUGCACCGGGAUUUGCAGUUCUACGUUGGGGCCUUCAGCUACCUGCGCCACUCGCAGCUCCACUGGGACUACUCCAACACACAGACGGAGAGCGCCAUGUCCGCCGAACUGGGGCGCCUGCGCAAGAGUGCCCGCCACGUACUUUGCAGUGUGGAGGUGGCCAUCAAUGCCACCAAUCGUCUGUAUGCCGGCAAGGGCCAGAAGAACAGUCGCCGGGCCGUGCCCCUCCUGCGCAGUAAGAUCUUGAGUCGAGAGCUAAUGGAGAAACGCCUGCAGCAGUUCAAGACGCCGCUCGUCCAGCUGCACCACGAGGCGGCACUGGCGGCCCGCGGCCUGCCCGCCGAGCAGCCCACCCAGUCCGUGCAGCUUGCCGUCGACGCGCGCUUCGUCAAGUUCGAGUACGUGCAGUACCUGAACAGUGCCUGGAAGAUCCUGGCCAGGCAGCGCAAGCAGUUAUGCCAGACGAAGAAACAGAGUCCGAAACAAGGCCCCGCCCCCGGGCGCAGGCACCCCAACACAGUUCGGGACAGGACACAAUCGAAUUGAAGACCAAAGGCAGGAGAGAGCAGACAGAAAAGCAAAGAAGAAGAAAACCAGGGAAAGACAGACAGAAAGAAAGAGAGAGCAACAAGAGAAACCUCCGCUCCGUAACGAGGCUCAUUCCACCACCCCAAGACAUUGAUAUUUAUUAACCAUUCCCUAUUUAUUGAAUCAAAGUCACGAAUCACCCAGUCACCAGUCACCAGUCACAAGUCACGAAUCACAAAGGAUCCAGUCGCAGGCUAUGAAAAUCUUGAAUAGAAAAAAAAAACCCAAGUCCCUCGAUCAAACAGAGACAACAACCGUGGAGAAUAAUAUAUGUACCUCCCCCUCCUCCUUUACCACCUAAGAUUCUACGUACACACAUAUACAUAU